AUGUCAGAGACUACGAGCAAUUCGAAGCCAAAAGAGGAGUACGACCCAAAUGUACGAACAACAUUCAGGGGAAUGAUCCACCUUGCUGCAUUCAUCACCACGAGUCUCUCUGCAAUCGUAUUCCUGGUCAUCAUGAAAUACACCGAAUCAUUCAAUGGAUACGUCAUGCUCUAUUUUCUGGUGCAAAUCAUGCAAUUUGGCCUGAGUGCUCUCUACCACACGUACCAGGGAGAUGGACGCGUCAAGCACUUCUUCAGGAAGCUGGACCACCUGGCCAUCUUCUUCCUGAUUUGUGGGACGCAAACAGCGGUGGUGAAGAUGCUACCAAAAAGAGACGAGUCGAUUUCAUCCGACUCGUUUCUGAAGAUGACCUGGGGACUGGCCGUGCUUGGAUCCGUCAAGCUCUUUCUGAUUGGCGAGCUGGACGUCCACAACAUAUUCGACCUGGUCGUCUACUGCGGCCAGGGCCUCUCAAUUCUCCUUUUUAGGCGGAUAUUCCUGAACUUCUAUUCCACCGACCUGGCCAUUCUCGUUUCAGGGGGCGUCUUCUACAUCACUGGGGCCGUUGUCUACGGCGCAGAGUCGCCCAACCCGUAUCCCCGCGUCUUUGGAUUCCACGAGAUAUUCCACGUUUGCACCCUGCUUGGAAAUGCGUGUUUUGGCCUAUCAAUAUGGAAGGCGUAUUUCACAAGAAUAAUCAGCAAGGUGUAG
Messenger RNA from Enterospora canceri, 711 nucleotides. Lineage: Eukaryota; Fungi; Microsporidia; Enterocytozoonidae. The record is from the annotation of a GenBank genome assembly.